AUGUCUCCCAGCCAAGUGAAGAGCAGUGCGCGUGUGGUGGUAAAGAGCACCCUCGCCAUGGCCACCCUCUUCAGGUCACGCGUUCAGGAAGACGAUGAUUUGAGGACCAUCAGUCCCCUUGCUGCGUAUGUUGCUUUCGUGACGGGAUCAUCUCUUGUGCUUUACAGCGAGGCCAGAGCACAUAGACAGACUCCCGAGGGCAUUGAGAUGGUCCCAGGGGUGGACUCCGAGGAAAUGGUAGCAAUUCGCCGAGUGCUUUGGAGUGGGAAGAUGUAUUGGCGAGCAGUGGCACGACUGUCCGACAAGCUGGAUGCAGCAAUUGCAACGUAUCAUGCUUUGGGAAGCACUAUGGAGACUUCUCAUCGAGCCUCACCAAGUUCGGAAGAUGAAAGAUCUCGCGGACCGAACCUACACCGUGCUUAUACCUCACUUUUAAGAACCAGCUAUGUCCCUGAGCAUACACAGCGGGAGGAUCGAGAAAUGGAACAUGAUGACACAACCGCUAUGCUCGAGGCACCACCCACAACUACACACAGUGUUUCCGUAGGCGAGGGACUUGAUUCAAGUACAACAGCUGGCCAUGAUACUUACGACCGAGGUUUCCAGACUGAUUUGGAUGGCCUUCCGGUGGAUAGCUGGCUAACAGAUGGAUUUUGGUUGAACUCGAAUGCAAUUGAUUUGAGUCUGGAUGGGGAUUCAUACCGGAACGAUUUUAAUGGCCGAGAUACCUUCUGGUUGUAA
Exophiala bonariae is the source of this 741-nucleotide messenger RNA. RefSeq lists its product as uncharacterized. The record is from RefSeq and is a predicted model, not a curated record. Lineage: Eukaryota; Fungi; Ascomycota; Eurotiomycetes; Chaetothyriales; Herpotrichiellaceae. The transcript is spliced from 2 exons. Bases 1 to 741 code for a protein of 246 amino acids.